CGGCCGGCCCGCCUUGCUUGCUGCCGCGCUUGGCUCCUCUUCUCAGAGGCCACCGUGCGGUGCGCGUCUGUGUUUGAAAUUCCUCAGCUCUCGCUUUGGACUCGCCAUUGGCAGGGAGAGGGAGAGGAGGGAUAUAUAUGGUGGCCGCCGCCGGCGGGGAGGAGGCGUCGUCGGCGCUGUCCGCGCCGAUGAAGGCGACGUCGGAGGGGGCGUGGCAGGGGGACAGCCCGCUGCACUUCGCGCUGCCUCUCAUCACCCUGCAGAUCUGCCUCGUCCUCGUCCUCACCCGCGGCCUCGCCGUCGCGCUCCGCCCGCUCCGGCAGCCGCGCGUCAUCGCCGAGAUCAUCGGCGGCAUCCUCCUCGGCCCGUCGGCGCUUGGCAGGAGCAAGGUCUUCCUCAACCACGUCUUCCCGCCGGAGAGCCUCACCGUGCUCGACACGCUCGCCAACAUCGGCCUGCUCUUCUUCCUCUUCCUCGUCGGCCUCGAGCUCGACCCGGCCUCGCUCCGCCGCACGGGCCGCAGCGCGCUCGCCAUCGCCGUCGCCGGCAUCUCCCUCCCCUUUGCGUUCGGCGUCGGCUCCUCCCUCGCGCUGCGCGCCGCCAUCGCGCCCGACGCACCGCGCGGCCCGCUCAUCGUCUUCAUGGGCGUCGCGCUCUCCAUCACCGCGUUCCCGGUGCUCGCCCGCAUCCUCGCCGAGCUCAAGCUCCUCACCACCGACCUCGGCCGCAUGGCCAUGUCGGCCGCGGCUGUCAACGACAUCACCGCGUGGAUACUGCUCGCGCUGGCUAUCGCGCUGUCAGGCUCCGGGUCGCCGUUCGUGUCCAUCUACGUCCUCCUCUGCGCCGUCGGCUUCGUCGCCGCCGCCAUCUUCCUCGUGCGGCCGGUGCUCGUCUACGUGGCGCGCCGAUCCCCCGCCGGCGAGCCUGUAAAGGAGUCGUUCAUCUGCUCGACGGUGGUCAUUGUUCUCGCCGCCGGCUUGGCCACAGACGCCAUCGGCAUCCACGCACUGUUCGGUGGGUUCGUCAUCGGCGUCCUCAUCCCAAAGGAAGGAGCCUACGCCGACGCGCUCACCGAGAAGAUGGAGGACCUCGUGGCGUCUCUGUUCCUGCCCCUGUACUUCGCGUCGAGCGGGCUCAAGACCAACGUGGCCACCAUCUCGGGGGCCAAGUCGUGGGGCUUCCUCGUGCUCGUGAUCACGACGGCCUGCGCCGGCAAGAUCGGCGGCACGGUGCUCGCGUCGCUGCUGAUGCGCGUGCCGCCGCGCGAGGCGCUCGCGCUCGGCCUGCUGAUGAACACCAAGGGGCUCGUGGAGCUCAUCGUGCUCAACAUCGGGCGCGACCGCAAGGUGCUCAACGAGGAGUCGUUCGCCAUCCUCGUGCUCAUGGCACUCAUCACCACCUUCAUAACCACCCCGGCGGUGACCGCGGUGUACACGCCGGCGCGGCGCGGCGCGUCGUACAAGCACCGGACCGUGGAGCGGCUCGACGCCGACAGCGAGCUGCGGGUGCUCGCGUGCUUCCACGCCAGCCGCUGCAUCCCGACGCUGAUCAACCUGGUGGAGGCCUCGCGCGGCACGAGGCGGAGCAAGCUCACCAUGUACGCGAUGCACCUGGUGGAGCUCUCGGAGCGGUCAUCGGCCAUCUCCAUGGUGCAGCGCGCGCGCCAGAACGGGCUGCCCUUCUCGAGCCGGCGCGGGCGCGACGGCGGCGGGGAGGUGGUGGUGGCGUUCGAGGCGUUCCAGCGGCUGAGCGCCGUGCGGGUGAAGCCGAUGACGGCCAUCUCCGACCUCAACACCAUCCACGAGGACAUCGUGGCGUCGGCGCUGAACAAGCGCGCCGCGCUGGUGGUGCUGCCGUUCCACAAGAUGCUCUGCCACGACGGCACGAUGGAGCCCGUGGACCGCGCGUACCACCAGGCGAACGUGCGCGUGCUCCGGAGCGCGCCCUGCUCGGUCGCCGUGCUCGUGGAUCGCGUCCUCGGCGGCGCGGCGCAGGUGUCGGCGCCCGACGUCUCCUACGCCGUCCUCGUCCUCUUCUUCGGCGGGCCCGACGACCGCGAGGCGCUCGCGUACGCCGCCCGCAUGGGCGAGCACCCCGGCAUCGAGCUCACCGUCGCCCGCUUCAUCGCAUCGGCAGCCAAACCCAACGCCGCCGACGGUAGCCCCGCCAAGGACGAGGAAGCCCUGCAGAGAUACGUCACCCGGACGCAGAGGUCUGGGGACUGCUCCGUCAGGUACGAGGAGGUGACGGCGACGGAGCGCCAGGAAGUGACAUCCGCCAUCAAAGCGCUCGGGAAAGGGAAGAACCUGGUCGUGACCGGGCGGUUGGCGCGGACAUCGACGCCGCUGGUGGAGAAGAGCCACUGCCCGGAGCUGGGCCCCGUGGGGAGCUACCUGGCGACGGCGGAGUUCUCGACGACGGCGUCCGCGCUGGUCGUGCAGCGGUACAACCCGCGGAGCGACCCCACGUGCAGCAGGCCCGCGGGGGAGGAGGAGGACGAGGAGGAGGCCGUCGUGCCUGUUAGCAAUAAUCUGGACAUGGGAGUGUUAGCGUGUGUGUAA
Panicum hallii is the source of this 2561-nucleotide messenger RNA. Its product is annotated as cation/H(+) antiporter 19-like. Bases 138 to 2561 code for a protein of 807 amino acids. Gene Ontology annotation, cellular component: endomembrane system; membrane. Gene Ontology annotation, molecular function: antiporter activity. The transcript is spliced from 2 exons. The record is from RefSeq and is a predicted model, not a curated record. Gene Ontology annotation, biological process: regulation of pH; proton transmembrane transport. NCBI's taxonomy places the organism in Eukaryota, Viridiplantae, Streptophyta, Magnoliopsida, Poales, Poaceae.